Olea europaea var. sylvestris is the source of this 1296-nucleotide messenger RNA. Its product is annotated as probable carboxylesterase 6. The transcript has a single exon. Lineage: Eukaryota; Viridiplantae; Streptophyta; Magnoliopsida; Lamiales; Oleaceae. The coding region runs from base 77 to 1090 and encodes 337 amino acids. The record is from RefSeq and is a predicted model, not a curated record. Gene Ontology annotation, molecular function: hydrolase activity.
AUUUUGUAAGAGAAAUAGAAAGUCUCAAGCUAUUUCAUUUCCAUUUUCAUUCUCCUAUCUAGAGAAAAAAGGAGGAAUGGCCGCCAUGACACUUGAUCCAAGUUUGAGCCUUCAGAUGGCUGCCAAAGAAUCCCAACAAAGAGUUGUGAGUGAAGAAAUUGAUGGGCUAAUUAAGGUUUACAAAGAUGGUCAUGUGGAACGACCUGAUAUCGUGCCACGUGUCACUUGCUCGUUGCCUCCCGAGUUCGGAGUGACAUCUAGGGAUUUAAUCAUUGACAAGCACACAAAUAUCUGGGCACGUCUAUAUUUUCCAAAUUCUCAUGAGAAGCUCCCUUUGAUGGUAUAUUUUCAUGGUGGUGGAUUUUGUGUUGGUUCCGCCUCGUGGAGUUGCUACCACGAGUUUCUAGCAAAAUUAAGCGUGAAAGCCAAUUGUGCAAUCUUGUCAGUUAACUACCGUUUGGCCCCGGAAAAUCCUCUUCCGGCUGCAUACGAAGAUGGAGUCAAGGCGUUUGUUUGGCUAAGGCAACAAGCCUUGAGUCGGGAUAACGAAUUGUUGACGAGUAAAUGCAACUUUUCGAGCAUUUUCCUAGCUGGAGACAGUGCUGGUGCCAAUAUAGCCUAUAACGUGACCAUAAGGCUAUCCGGAUUGGCCAAUUUGAGGCCAUUAGACCUCAAGGGACUAAUCCUAAUACAACCCUUUUUCGGUGGAGAGUCAAGGACUCAAUCAGAGAAGUACAUGGUGCAACCACCACGCUCCGCCCUCACACUGGCGGCUUCAGACACUUACUGGCGGUUAUCCCUGCCAGCAGGGGCCAAUCGCGACCAUCCGUGGAGCAAUCCGGUGGCGAAAGGAGCUGCAAAAAUGGAGGACUUGCCUCAUGUGCCUACUAUGGUAUGUAUAUCAGAAAUGGACAUAUUGAAAGAUAGGAACUUGGAAUUUUGUGCAGCCAUGGGAAGUGCAGGUAAGAAAGUGGAAUAUGUGGUGUAUAAAGGUGUUGGCCAUGCAUUUCAGAUUCUCAGCAAGUCUUCUAUCUCGCAAACUCGUAUAAGUGAACUAAUUUGUCACAUCAAGUCCUUUAUCCGUAGAUGAACAGUUAAAAUUAUAGUGUUGUUUGGUAACAAGAUAUUAUGUAUGCUAAUGUAAUUCGAUGAAAUUAAUUAGCAAAAGAAAUUAUAGAAGGAAAUCAAAAAAAUAAAGGCGCGAGUUUCCCAUAGCUCUUUUGGGUUUUUCUCUCUUAUUUCAGCGUCAAAUAUUUCAGUUGUAAAGUUUUUUAUGAUGGCUAAUUAUGUUUGGUA